GGGUAUUGCAUGAUUCUAUCUGAUCUUCGUCUUCGUCUUCGUCUUCGACUUCUCCCUCUCUGGCCCUGUCGGCUAUCGAAUCAUUAUUCAGCGAGGUUCGGCGAGGUAUCGGCAGCCAUUGCCGAAUACCGUCAACCUCCCCUCACUGAAUGGAUCCCCGAUCUUCAUCUUUGUUUGACGAUCAUAAUGGAGGUGGGUGAAAUAAGAGACAGGAAAGACGGGCGAGGGACUGAACUACAUACAAGUGAUACUGUAGUCUAUUUAUUUACUGAGUAGGUGUGAAUAUUUCGCUCAUUCUCAUGGCUGAUGCCAUCGCAUUCCUAGCUUCGAGCCUAACAUACUCCGUACUGUCUGAGAUUUCCCUCCCCCCUCUUCUCUUCCUCCAGACAGUAAUCAUUUGUCUUCGUCGGAGCCGAAACGAGACACCAGUCAAGGCAGUGCUGAUUUCUGUCCAGGUGAUCGUGGACGCACAGGUUAACGGCCCCUCCCAUCGGCACCAGCCUAUCUCCAUGUCAUCCCCACCCCAUCCUGCCCAUCCUUCCCAUGCAGCUCGUCUGCAACCGUUCAGGCGCACUGACAGCUUCCAACCGGCUUUCCCGCCACAGUUGCUCGCCAAAUCGCGCGCUUCAGGUAUUUGUUUUUCUUUUUUCCCUUUCCCCUUCCUCUUCCCCUUCCAACCACGUUUCGUGAUCUUCUCUCCCAAUCCUGGUUUUUGUCAUUUCUUCUGUCCAGUGACGUUGUUUAAUCUGUUGAGAGAGUCCCAGUUGGGUUGGCCCAUCUUGAGUUGUCCUUCGUUAGCUCCGAGGCUCUAAAAUUUUAGUGAGGGUUAGAAUUCUUGUCUACCCCUCCUAUCUCCUUGCUUUGUGGGGGGGGGGGGGAAGGAAUCCAAGCCAUUUUGGGCAUAUCGAAGACUGGCAAAUACGCAGGAGGGGGGAGGGAAUUGAAAACAAUGCGAUGAUCACAAAGACGUUAUU
Aspergillus japonicus CBS 114.51 is the source of this 974-nucleotide messenger RNA. RefSeq lists its product as uncharacterized. The transcript has a single exon. The coding region runs from base 300 to 812 and encodes 170 amino acids. The record is from RefSeq and is a predicted model, not a curated record. NCBI's taxonomy places the organism in Eukaryota, Fungi, Ascomycota, Eurotiomycetes, Eurotiales, Aspergillaceae.